Molecule: messenger RNA, 315 nt
Organism: Prorocentrum cordatum
Lineage: Eukaryota; Dinophyceae; Prorocentrales; Prorocentraceae
Source: the annotation of a GenBank genome assembly
AUGCUGCUGAGGCAGAGGGUGCGCGGCGCGGCCUUCGGCGACUGGCGGUGCUUCCUGGCUCUGCUGUGGUCGCCCACCGCUCCAGACGUUGGCCUCUUCGCCGACCGCAGGUACCACUACGAGCUGUGGCACCGCGAGGUCCAGCUUGACCGGGCGAUCGGCUUUGUCGGGUGGGCCGUUCUCUUCCUCGCGGGCGUGUGCUACCAGUUGGGAUGCUUCCGCCGCAGGGGCGCCAGGACUUGCGUCGAGGUGGCAGCGCCGGGCGCGGACUCCGACUCCUUGGCCGCACCUCUGAUGGCCCCCGCGUCUCCCUGA